Pseudozyma flocculosa PF-1 is the source of this 1131-nucleotide messenger RNA. RefSeq lists its product as uncharacterized. The transcript is spliced from 3 exons. Gene Ontology annotation, molecular function: RNA polymerase II general transcription initiation factor activity; TBP-class protein binding. Bases 1 to 1131 code for a protein of 376 amino acids. NCBI's taxonomy places the organism in Eukaryota, Fungi, Basidiomycota, Ustilaginomycetes, Ustilaginales, Ustilaginaceae. Gene Ontology annotation, biological process: transcription preinitiation complex assembly; transcription initiation at RNA polymerase II promoter. Gene Ontology annotation, cellular component: transcription preinitiation complex; nucleus. The record is from RefSeq and is a predicted model, not a curated record.
AUGACGACCGACCUGGCGAAGCCCACACCGAACGCCUUUGCGCAGCCGUUCGCGCUGAGCGCACGGUAUGCCGCCGACCGCGGCGCUGCGCCAAAGGGCGAGGAUGACUUCGUGCCGGACCUCAACGUGCGGCUCAUCUGCCGCGACUGCAAGAUCGACCCGCCAAACCUCACCGAGGAGUUCGACAGCGGCGACCUCGUCUGCUCCGACUGCGGCCUGGUGGUCGGCGAGAACAUCAUCGACACCCGAUCAGAAUGGCGAACCUUUGCCAACGAGGACGGCGACGACCCUUCGCGUGUCGGUUCGGCGGGCAACCCGCUCCUCGACGGCAUCAACGAGCAGCUCGAGUCGCGCAUCGGCCAUCGCGACGGCGGAUCGGGCGCCUCGCGCGACCUGCUGCGCACGGCGGGCCGGGCGACGGGCAGCCGGGACCGCAACAUGCUCGACGCCUUCGAGGACAUCCAGCGCAAGUGCGACUCGAUCCACCUCCCGCGCAGCGUCUCGGACGUGGCCAAGCAGGCCUAUCGCCGAGUCGAGGAGGAAAAGAUCCUGCGCGGCAAGAAGCCCGACGCCAUCAUCGCCGCCGCCAUCUACGUGGCGUGCAAGAUGAGCCACGUGCCGCGUACCUUCCCCGAAAUCUGCUCCCUCACCAGCGUGUCGAAGAAGCACAUCGGUCAGUGUUUCAAGGAGAUGCAGCAGGCCUUUGGCCUCAACGCCACGGGCACCGGCUCGGUCGACGGCUCGCGCGCCAACGGCGACGGCGGCUCCGGCACCUCGACGCCGCUCGGCAUCGGCCCCACGGGCGCCGCCGACCUGGUGGGACGGUACUGCAACCACCUCGGCCUCGAGAUGCCCGUCGUCCGCUCCACCGAGGACAUCACGGCCCGCGUGCGCGAGCUCGGCGUGCUCGCCGGCCGCAGCCCGAUCACCAUUGCCGCCGCGUGCAUCUACUUUUCCACGAUGCUCUGGGGCAUCAACAAGGGCGCAAAGAAGAUCAGCCAGGCCGCAGGCGUCAGCGACGUCACGAUCAAGAACUCGUUCAAGGAGCUCCUCAAGCACAAGGAGGCCAUCGCCACGCCCGAGAUCCUCAAGAAGAGCCCCAAGAUGGAUCUCUCCCGCCUGACCCUCUAG